Molecule: messenger RNA, 1257 nt
Organism: Mesitornis unicolor (brown roatelo)
Lineage: Eukaryota; Metazoa; Chordata; Aves; Mesitornithiformes; Mesitornithidae
Product: serine protease inhibitor 2.1-like
Exons: 4
Coding region: 1-1257 (418 amino acids)
Biological process (GO): negative regulation of endopeptidase activity
Molecular function (GO): serine-type endopeptidase inhibitor activity
Source: RefSeq, a predicted model, not a curated record
AUGAAGUAUCUCCCGUGCCUGUGUUUACUCCUUGCUGUUCUUUGCGUAACCCAUUGCCAUCAUGAAGCCAUUUGCCACGAAGUCAAUAAUACGAAUCUCCGUGAUGGAACAGAAAAUUUAUUAACACAUAACUGUUACAAGCAAGGCUCUAACUAUGCAGAUUUUGCAUUUAGAUUUUACAAGCAGGCUAUAGCAAAAGAAGCUGAUAAAAAUGUUUUCUUUUCUCCCAUGAGCAUCUCAACUGCUUUUGCCAUGCUGGCUCUUGGUGCCAAGUCAACCACUCUGUCUGAGCUUUUUGAAGGACUGGGCUUUAACAGUCUGACUGAGACUCGCACACAUGAUAUACAUGAAAGUUUUCAUAAAGUUUUAGCAGUACUAAACUGUGCUCAUGUUAACAUCACAUUAAAUAUAGGGAAUGCCCUUUUUACAGCUCUUGGGUAUGAACCACAGGAGACAUUUUUACAAAAUACCAGACAAUAUUAUGAUGCAGAAUUUUUUUCUAGUGAUUUCCAUAAACCAGAAGAAGCUAAGAGGCAAAUCAAUAAAUAUGUAGAGGAGAAAACUAAGGGAAAAAUUCCUGAAUUAAUUGGUCAUCUUGAUCCAAGUACUGUAUUGGUUCUUGUUAACUACAUUUAUUUUAAAGCUGCCUGGGAAAAGCCUUUUGAUCCCUUGCGUACGUAUGAGGAUGAUUUCUUUGUGAACACAAACACAUCUGUUAGAGUCAACAUGAUGCAGCGUGACAGUAACUACGGCAGUUUCUAUGACCAGGAUCUCUCCUGUGAGGUGGUAGAGCUGCCGUACCAGGGCACUGCACGAGCAUUGCUCAUUCUGCCCGAUGAUGGACAGAUGAAGCAAGUGGAAGAUGCUCUCUCCAAGGAAACUCUUUGUAAAUGGGAUAACAGCCUUGUGACCAGGAGAUUAAAUCUGCAGUUACCAAAGAUUUCUAUUAGUGGGUCUUACGAUGUUGAAAACCUCUUCAAGGAAAUGGGCAUUACUGAAGUGUUCUCUGGCAAUGCUGAUCUGUCUGGAAUUAGUGGCAGUCGUAAUCUUCGGGUUUCACAAGCAAUUCACAAGGCCCUGCUGGAAGUCAAUGAGGCAGGAACUGAGGCCGCAGGAACAACUGCCAUCAUCCUUACCAGACUUCUCCGUCCUUCCAUUACCAUCAAAUUCAACAGGCCCUUCCUGACACUGAUUUUUGACAAAGAAACCAGCACCAUGCUUUUCAUGGGGAAAGUUGUCGAUCCUACUACAAAGUAA